Quercus lobata is the source of this 717-nucleotide messenger RNA. RefSeq lists its product as uncharacterized. NCBI's taxonomy places the organism in Eukaryota, Viridiplantae, Streptophyta, Magnoliopsida, Fagales, Fagaceae. The transcript has 5 exons. Bases 1 to 717 code for a protein of 238 amino acids. The record is from RefSeq and is a predicted model, not a curated record.
AUGGCAGAAAAUGCAUCAGUAGCACAACAUCUGAACGAAUUUAACACCAUCAUAAAUCAAUUGUCGUCUGUAGAAAUUGAUUUUGAUGAUAAGAUUCGUGCACUGAUCAUUUUGGCUUCUUUGCCAAAUAGUUGGGAGGAGAUUCGUAGAAGAGAUGCAGGUAAAACCUUAGGAUCUGGUUCUACUCUAAACCUUGAGGCAAGAGGUAAAGGUCAUUUUAAGAGACAAUGCAAAAGUCCUAAGAAGAAGAAUGAAGAUGACUCUACUAAUGCUGUAAUAGAAGAGAAAAGGGGUGAAAAAGAUAAGGAGAAUGUAAAUUCACAGGUAGAUCAGAGUACACCUGUAGCUAAAGUCCGUAGAUCUUCUAGGAACAUUAGACCUCCACAGCGUUAUUCACCUGCUCUAAAUUAUCUCCAAUUGAUUGAUGGUGGAAAAAAGGCUUUGCACAACAAAUGGGUAUAUAGAAUAAAGAAUAACCGUGAUGGUAGCAAAUGUUACAAGGACAGAUUAGUUGUUAAAGGGUUCCAACAGAAGGAGGGCAUUGACUACACAGAGACAUUUUCUCCAAUUGUGAAGAUGUCAACAAUUAGACUGGUACUAGGAAUAGUGGUUGCAGAAAAUUUACAUCUUAAGCAAUUAGAUGUGAAAAUGGCAUUUCUUCAUGGUGACUUGGAGGAAAACCUUUACAUGAUUCAGUCAGAAGAGUUCAUUGUUUAG